AUGAACAGAGGUGUGGUGCGCGGUCAGGAGUACACUGUGGACAAACGCGACGUGUCAAGUGAUGAGCAUUCAGUGGUGGAAGGAGAGAUCCUCGAUGAACCGUACGAGCAAGCAACGGCCAGGUCGUCACUAGAGAACCCAACCGGCAGGGUGGAAUCGCAAGAGUCGCGCAGGGCCUGCCUACGAGCCAGUCGAGCAACGGUCAAAGAUUGGGGAUGCGGGAAGCUCGAUCACCGACACGCGCACGCGAGUCAACCGGCGGCGACUAUUGCGGAAGCAAGGGAGGCGUGUGGUCAGGAGCUCACCGUGGGCCAUUGGGACGCAUCCAAGAACAGCGAGCCGACCGUGGAAGGAGUAAACGCCGAGAAGAUGGGCAAGCAGGGCCGGCGCGAGCUAGCUGAGAGGCAGUCAAGUGAGGGUGAGGGAGCGGAGCGUGGUCAAGACUACAGGCACGCGCCGACGGACGAGCACCUCAAGAACGAGGCCGCAGUUCGUCGGCGACCCGGGAGUAAAGAGCAUGCAAGUAACCCAAGCGACGCGCCUUAA
Molecule: messenger RNA, 546 nt
Organism: Rhodofomes roseus
Lineage: Eukaryota; Fungi; Basidiomycota; Agaricomycetes; Polyporales; Fomitopsidaceae
Exons: 1
Coding region: 1-546 (181 amino acids)
Source: RefSeq, a predicted model, not a curated record